Panicum virgatum (switchgrass) is the source of this 731-nucleotide messenger RNA. RefSeq names its product hsp70-Hsp90 organizing protein-like. The record is from RefSeq and is a predicted model, not a curated record. The transcript is spliced from 6 exons. Gene Ontology annotation, molecular function: protein binding. Bases 1 to 654 code for a protein of 217 amino acids. Lineage: Eukaryota; Viridiplantae; Streptophyta; Magnoliopsida; Poales; Poaceae.
AUGUCCAAGACGAUCAACUCGGUCUACUUCGACGCCGCCGACUCGGGCAGCUUCUUCUUCGACGGGGACGCACGGCGCAUCGCUGGUGCUGAUGUGACGAAAGGCAUUUGUAAGUUCACCCCCUUAAUACUUGCUGCAAAUGAGGGCUUGACAGAUUUUUAUGAGUGUUUAAUUGAGGCUGGUGGUGAUCCUAACAUUCCUGAAGAGGAUGACCCUGUGUACAAAAUGAAUCUGGCUGAUUUGAAGCUAGAAGGAAACAAGGCAUACAAGAACAAAGAUUAUUCUACUGCAGAAAAACUCUACUCCGUGGCUAUAAUGAAGAGUGCCGGUCCACCUGAUGCAACAUUGUUCUCCAAUAGGAGUCUCUGCCUGAUUAAAAUGGGUGAAGGAGAGAAGGCUCUGCUUCACGCUGAAGCAUGUUGGGUUAUGCAGCCUUAUUGGCCAAAAGCUUACUACCGGAAAGGGGCUGCUCAUAUGCUCUUGAAGGACUAUGAAAAAGCAUGUGAUGCAUUUCUUGAUGGCCUGAAGUUGGACCCGGCAAAUGCUGAAAUGAAGGAGGCACUCAAAGAGUCUUUGAACUCCUUGAAGAUAUCUCGCGCAACAACAAAUCUCUUGGAGUUGUCCCUCGCCCACAAGAACAUUAUGCAAGACUAGGCCCCACCUGCUUCGGUGUCCCGCCUAAUCUGCAAUAAUCACCAAAUAUUUCUCUGCAUUAGCUAUCAGUUGGUUCU